GGAAGUGUUGAAGUCUUUUUUUUUUCUUUUUUUUUUUCCGUGCUUUUUUGCAGACUAUAAGUGAAUGUUCUGAGUUUGAAUAAUUAUUUGACUCUUUUGUACAUUUUGUAUCUUCAUUCUUUUUUAAACUGGAUACUUUUCAAAAGUUUUUUGUUGAGAGAAUUGGUUUGGUACUAAAUGCACCUCACAAAACUUUCCAAGUGAGUCUCUCUCUCUCUCUCUUCAGCCAGAACUUCUCUUCAGCUCUGUCUUCUGCCAGUACAAUUUUUAAUAUUAAUUAAUGUAAGAGGAAGGUAUCUCGAGAUUAACACAAGAUUAACCCUCAUUUUCUUACUAAGGGUUAACAGUAGAAGAAUAUAUUAAAAGAAGAAAAAGGAAAUGUUACAGUCAUAGAGUAUAGAGAGAUGUAAUGCUAAGUAUAAAUUAUGAACCACACUAAAACAAGCAAGCAUAUUUUUUUCACCAAAACAGAGGUUUAUCCACCAUUAAAGCUAUCUCUCCAAAGCCCUGUGAUGCUGAUAUUGCAUACUCUCUUAAGUGGAAUUUUAUCCUGUAACCAUUCAGAAAAAGAAUUGAGAAUAUGAUACAGCACUUUUUUGUAUUUAAUUUCUUAACUUGUGUAGUUUGGAUGGUGUUUGAUUAAAAUAGGCCUUGCAAGGCCACCCCAUCACUGCCAGAAUAAAUCAUUUUGGAAAAAUGUCACAAUCAGCAUCAAUUUUCGUGUUUAAAAAUACAUUCGAUGAAGAAAUACCUUCAAGUUCAAGGUAAAAUGAAUGAAAUGUGAAUAGAUAUUCCUACAUACAUCAUUUCUAAAUUGAUUGUGGGAAUGAGUCCAAGAGUUUUAUCUCAUCUUGGUUCUUUGAUUCUUCCAUUAGUUUGUGGUCAAACACAUUUUAAUUUGAUCAGAAUAUACAGUACUGUGCAAAAGAUUUAGGCACUUGUGAAAACUGUUGCAUAGUGUGGAUGUCUUCAAAAAUAAUGCCAUAAAUAGUUUUCAUAUAUCAAUUAACGUCAUUCAAGGUGCAGUAAACAUAAAACAAGCUAAAUCAAUAUUUGGUGUGACCACCUUUGCCUUCAAAACAGCACCAAUUCUCCUAGGUACACCUGGACACUUUUCUUAGUUGUUAGCAGAUAGGAUGUUCCAAGCAUCUUGGAGAAUUCACCACAGUUCUUCUGUCUAUUUAAACUGUCUCCAUUUCUUCCACCUCAUGUAAUCCCAGACUGACUCGAUGUUCAGUGGGGGGGGCGCUCUGUUGGGGUCAUGCUAUCUGUUGCAGGGUUCCCUGUUCUUUUCUGUUCUAUUAUAUUUGCAAAAAGUAAUGUUUGGGAGUCUAAAAUGUAUAUUUCCUAUUGACACACUAAAGCUGAAGAUAUAAAUAACCAUCUUAAGACAAAUGUAAAACACUUUUGCACAGUACUGUACAUUUAGGUUUUUUUGUCUUGAUUGUUUUGGAUCAGAAUUCACAUCUGUAAACUGUCUGUCUUCUGGAAAACUCACAUGAAACAGUAUACACCAUAUGUCCCUGGUCAAAUAUAAUCACUCUACCAAUGUAGUGCGGUAUUGUUUGGUGGAAAUAUGACUUACCAGAAUUGCUCCACCAAGGGUAACUAUGACACCUCUGAUAUUUACAGCUUGAUUGCCUGUUUAUGAGCUCAGCCAUCCAUGCGCUGUCACACAGGUCCAAAGGUUCAGCACUUUACCUUUAUGGAGGAAAAAAAAAUAGACAGUUUAAUCUGUUUUUAUUCGUUCGUUUCAUUGAUUUAAAGUUCAUUGACACAUAGCGGGAAUUGUCUUUUGUAGAUCUACACUGCUUUUUGCCAGAAAUUUUACAGGCUUUGAUUAAGAGCCUUAUAUCCUUAUUAUUGUUCUCUGAUGUGGUUUUGUGGCAUUAAUAAUUUGGCUAAUAACCUUUCCUUGUUUCUAUUUGCAUUUCAUGAUACAGAGGGCAGAACCUCCUCUAUCAUAACUUAUUGAUGCACUGGUCAGGGAGCAAAGUCAAAGUAUCAUAAACUCCUGUUGUCCACAGUCAGACACCUAAUGACACCUAAUGCCACCUCUUCUUACUGAACACUUGGACUGGGGAUCUGUUCUGACUUCAAGGAAGAGAGACAGAACAUAUAUUACAUAAAUUUUUUUUUUGCUUGUCACUAAAUACUAAAUCCACAGGUAAGGCAGCUGACACUGUUUUGUUCCAUUUUGUACAUCCUUGGUAGAGUUUUGCAAGUAAAGGCAGAUGUUUUAAUUUUGUCAUGGGUACUGUACUGCAAAUCAAUUCUGGCUGUUAUAUUAGGCCAUUUAGGAUUUAUUUGAUGUAUUCCAGUCUCUGUUGAUCCAUUUAUGAACUUGAAAUCUGCACAUAUGAUUCACUAGUUGGGGACGUUACUUAAGUGAUUUGCUGACCUUAAGUAUGCCUAUAAAUGGUUGAAAUGGUUUUGCUUGAGUGUAAUGGAAAUAACAGAAGUGCUGGUGCAUUCUAGAUGGUAAAUUUUUUCUGGGGUGGUAGUGACUGAUUUAAAAUGUUCUCUUUUUUUGUCAAAUAUUCAGACUGGGGGAGGGAAGGACUCAGUCAUGGUGGUUUUAAGAAAGGGAGAUUAUGUGUGGUUGGAUGGCAGUGAUGGGGUUUCAUUGGGAGCUGAAGUCAGACUCUCUGACACUGGCCAAAUGCAACUCAUCGAUGAUGAGGGAAAGGAGCAUAAGAUUAAGAAGGAGAGCUCUCUGAAGCCCAUGCAUCCCACUUCUGUGAAAGGUGUGGAUGACAUGAUACGGCUGGGUGAUCUCAAUGAGGCUGGACUGUUACGGAACCUUUUAGUGCGUUUCAAAGCGGGAAUCAUCUAUACAUACACAGGGUCCAUUCUGGUGGCAGUUAACCCUUACCAGUUGCUGCCCAUAUACACUCCAGAGCAGGUGGAGCAGUACACAAACCGGCGUCUGGGUGAUCUCCCCCCUCACGCCUUCGCCAUUGCAGACAACUGUUUCUUUAACAUGCGCCGGAAUCGCAAAGACCAAUGCUGCAUCAUUAGUGGGGAGUCUGGAGCAGGAAAAACAGAGAGCACCAAACUAAUGCUGCAGUUUCUUGCAGCAGUGAGUGGACAGCGCUCCUGGAUUGAGCAGCAGAUUUUAGAAGCCAACCCUAUCUUAGAAGCUUUUGGUAAUGCGAAGACCAUUCGUAAUGACAACUCCAGCCGCUUUGGAAAAUACAUUGACAUCCACUUCACUAAAGGUGGAGCUAUAGAGGGUGCCCGCAUUGAACAGUACCUGCUAGAGAAAUCUCGUGUUUGUCGACAGGCCCCAGAAGAGAGAAACUACCACAUCUUUUACUGCAUGCUGAUGGGCAUGCCACCUGACCAAAAGAAGAUCCUGUCACUGGGAAAUGCUGCAGAAUACAACUAUCUCACCUUGGGUCAGUGCACUACAUGUGAAGGACGGGAUGACAUUAAGGAGUAUGCCAGCUUCUGCUCAGCAAUGAAGAUUCUGACAUUCACAGAGAAUGAUACCUGGGAAAUUAACAAGCUUUUAGCUGCCAUCCUCCAUCUGGGGAAUGUAGACUUUGAAGUCACCAUUAUGAACAACAUGGAGGGCUGUCAUAUUCUCACUUCUUCCCAUUUCAACAUGACUGCACAGUUAUUAGAGGUUGCCCCAACAGCCCUGGAGGUGAGUUUGACACAGCGCUCUCUGAUGACCAACAGGGAGAGUGUGACUAAGCCUCUGACCUCAGCGCAAGCAGUGGAUGGCAGAGACGCCUUUGUUAAGGCCAUCUAUGGAAAGCUAUUUGUGUGGAUUGUGGAGAAAAUCAACAUUGCCAUUUUCAAACCGCCUUCCGAUGACCCCAAAAAUGUCCGGCUUUCAAUCGGUUUGUUGGACAUUUUCGGCUUUGAAAACUUCAACAAAAACAGCUUUGAACAACUCUGCAUUAACUUUGCCAAUGAGCAGCUUCAGCAGUUCUUUGUGAAACACGUCUUCAAGAUUGAGCAAGAUGAAUAUGCUCGUGAAGACAUUGUCUGGAAAAACAUCAAUUAUAACGACAACCAACGCACACUCGAUGUGCUGGCCAUAAAGUCUCUCAACAUUCUCGCCCUUAUUGAUGAAGAGAGUCACUUCCCCAAGGGCACAGACUCUACUUUACUCAAUAAGAUGAAUCAAGUUCAUGAGAAGAGUGAUAUCUACAUCCCUCCGAAGAAUAAUUACGACACACAGUUUGGAAUCAGGCAUUUUGCUGGAGCUGUGUACUAUGACUCCAAAGGUUUCCUUGAGAAGAACAGAGAUGCUCUGAGUAGCGAUGUCAUCCAGUUAGUGCAAACAUCAUCCAAUAAGCUGCUAAAGCAGAUUUUCCACAAUGAGCUCAGCACUUCAGAUGGAAAAACUAGUAGCAAUCACAUUGUCGUCACCCCAAGAAACUCACUCCGGCAAACAUCGGAAUCAAAAAAGCGAGUGCCCACAUUAACUGGUCAGUUUCGGCAGUCGUUGGACUCUUUAAUGAAGGCUCUAACUGCCUGUCAGCCUUUCUUCAUUCGCUGUAUUAAACCCAAUGACUACAAAAAGCCUAUGCUUUUCGACAGGGAGCUGUGCAUCCGUCAGCUUCGUUACUCCGGCAUGAUGGAGACAAUCCGCAUUAGGAAGGCUGGCUAUCCCAUCCGCCACACAUUUGACGAGUUCCUGGAUCGCUACCGUGCACUGCUCAAGUCCAGUGUUUGUGACCCCAAAACUGACAAUGUCAGGACCUGCUGUGAAAGCAUAUGUGGAAAUGUUCUGGUGGAAGACGACUGGAAGAUCGGAAAGACAAAAGUAUUUCUGAAGGAUUACCAUGAUACUGUUUUGGAAUUGGCACGAAACAAAGCUUUGAAUGAGAAGGCUCUUCUUAUUCAGAGAGUCCUAAGAGGAUACAAACACAGGAAACUGUUCCUGAAAAAGAGAGCAGGAGCUGUGGUCAUACAGAAAAACUGGCGUGGAUACAAAGUCAGAAAACUUUACAGAGUGGUCCAGUUGGGUUUUGCCCGUCUGCGGGCUCAGGUGCGUUCUCGUCAGCUGGCCUGGCAGUAUAAACAGAAAAGACAGGCAACUCUGCUGCUUCAGACUCAGACCCGUGGCUAUCUAGCGAGGAAGGAGUGGAGACGAAAGAGAGAGGCAGUGAUCCUCCUGCAGGCUUACACCAGAGGAACUCUUGCCAGAAGAGCAGUCAAGAAGAUAAAGAGAGAUGCUUUCCUCUCACUCCAGGAACGCAAGGCAGAAGAGCUCGCUGUUCUAGAGAGACAAAGGAAGCUAGAAGAAGUUCUGCGUCAGAAAAGAGAAAGAGAGGUGGCGGAACGCUUGGAAUCCUUCAAUGACCAAGAAAUGGUGGAUGACAUCUUUGGCUUCUUGCCUAGCAUGGUUGGAGGACUGGAAGGCCAGGCACCUGUGGGCUUUGAGGAUUUGGAGGGAAAACGAACAGUGCUUGAGGAGGUGGAUCUGGAUGAUGCUCCAAUGAUGGACAUUCCAGAGGAAGACUAUGAUGAUUUGGAUGAGUACUCUUUCUCCAAGUUUGCUUCCAUGUACUUUCAAGGUGCUGCCACACCCACACAUAUUCGCCAGAGAAUGCGUCAGCCCCUGCUCUACCAUGAGGAUGAGAAUGAUGUCCUGGCUUCACUAACAGUUUGGUGGAUGAUUCUGAGGUUUAUGCGUGAUCUCCCUGAACCAAAGGCUCAGCAGAUCUCAAAAAGUAGACCAGGCUUUGCUGAUCGCUCCUUGCAGCAGGAUGUGGCCUCCAGACAGGAUAGACGCCUUAGCCAUAUGGUGGGCCUGGACCAGAGAAUAAGAAGCACAAGGAACACUCAGAACAUGAAUGUUUCUACAAUUCCAGAAGAGGCUUCCCGAAAAUCUUCAGCUCGAAAUAGAAAAACAUCUAUCAAAGUAGAGGCUCAAAACCGCAAACUAUCUGCCAUAGCGGAGCAGGGUCCUAAAAAGAGAAAGACUUCUACUUUUACUGAUCUAAUGUCCCGAAGCAGAAAGACAUCUACAACAUCUGAGGGGGUGCCAGCAAACAGAAGAUCCAGUAGAAAAGCAUCUGUCAUUGAAGAAGAGUCAGUGGAUGGGUCUGAAGUUUCUAAACCACCCACUGUACAAACUAUUAACGAAGAAGAUGAAAUGAUGAACGGAGAGGGACUCACCCUGGACCGACCAAUGACAUCUCUAGAAAAGUUGCAUAUCAUCGUUGGAUAUGCCAUUGUCAGACGUGACCUCAGGGAUGAAAUCUACUGCCAGAUCUGUAAGCAGCUCCAGGAGAACCCGAAUCGGGGAAGCUUCUUCCGUGGCUGGAUCCUCCUGUCCAUCUGCUUGGGCAUCUUCCCUCCUACUGAGCGCUUUAUUAAGUACCUCCAAAGUUUCCUUCGUUUUGGUCCUGUGGGAUACGCACCCUACUGUGCAGAGAGACUGCGGCGCACUGUUGCCAAUGGAGUGCGUGGAGAGCCUCCCAGCUGGCUAGAACUCCAGGCUACCAAGUCUAAGAAACCGAUGGCCAUCUCAGUAACUCUGAUGGAUGGCAGAACUAUCAGUCUGUCUGUAGAUUCUGCAUCUACAUCCCAAGAGGUCUGCCAAGUUCUCUCCCAGAAGGUCAAACUUCAAGUCAUGUUUGGCUUCUCACUUUACAUGGCUUUAUAUGACAAGGUGUGGUCGCUGGGUAGUAGCCGUGAGCAUGUGAUGGAUGCCAUCUCUCAGUGUGAGCAAGAAGUGAAGAGGAAGGGUGGCCAGGAGCAACACGCACCCUGGCGCCUCUACUUCCGUAAAGAGAUCUUCACACCUUGGCAUGACUGCAGCGAGGACACUGUCAGCACAGACCUUAUCUACAGACAGGUCAUCAGAGGCCUGAAAUAUGGAGAAUACCAGUGUGAGAAGGAGGCGGACUACGUUGAGCUAGCAGCAAAACACUUCUAUGUGCAAUUUGGCUCGGACUGCAGUAUGGAGAAUGCCAAGACUGUUGUUCAGGAGUGCAUUAACUCUAAACUACUAGAUGCUAAGUCUGAAGCCAAGUGGGUCCAAAUGAUCAGCACAGCACAUGCACAGGGCCCAUUUAUAAACACUCGGACUAAAUCUGCUCAUGUGAAAGCCGAGGUGGUUGACUAUGCUCGUCAGAAGUGGUCCAUGUUCUUCUCCAAGUUUUUUGAAGCUGCAAAGUUAUCUGGUCCUGCCCUACCCAAGAACAGAUUCAUCCUUGCCAUAAACUCAACAGGAAUAACAUUCCUAGAUGAACGAGAAAAGAAGCUUCUGGUACUGUCUUACCCUGAGGUCACCGGGGUCAACACAGUUAGAGAUAGGAAGUCUGUGUGUUUGCUGACUCUUAAAGGAGACUUCACACUGAAUGCAAUCAUGGCUGUGGAUAUCUCUGAUCUGGUAGCCAUGUUCCUGGCAGGCCUCAUAGAACGGUCAUAUUAUGCUGUUACCCUACAGGAGGUUAACAGACCAGAUGAUCGGACAUUUCUCAGCUUUAAGAAGGCUGAGCUUCUCCUCCUCAUUAAAGAUGAUGAGUUUUCUGUUGACCGUGGUUGGUUGAAGGGUAAGAAUGAACGAACUGGAGAAAUCGGUGCAGUGCCUGCAGAUGCUGUUUUGAUUCUGCCAACUCUGACCAAGCCAACCAAUGAAGUCCUGAGCCUGAUCAGCUUGUCCCCAGAUCAAAGAAAGACCAUCAUCGAUAGCGCUUUCAAAGGAACCGUGACUGAGAGAGUGGCUCUUGCAACCCUUCAAGAGUUCUCCAUUGAAUAUUUCAGGCAGCCCGUUAAAGAUGUGAACAGACAGGUGAUUGCUAAGAAUGCAGCACCUGAGAGGCUGUGGGCCAACUCAAGAGAACCCAUCAGACAGCCCCUGCUCAAGAGACUGGUGGGAAAUCCAGAAUUAAGCCCACAAGCCUGCCAGGCCUUCACUGCUAUCCUAAAAUACAUGGGCGACUACCCCACCAGACAGAUCCAGAGCCCUCUGGAACUCACAGACCAGAUCUUUGGGCCACCUACACAGAAUGAAGUACUCAGAGAUGAGAUCUACUGCCAGAUCAUGAAACAAAUGACCAGCAACAACAACCGGUACAGUGUGGAGCAGGGCUGGCAGUUGCUGUGGCUGUGUUGUGGUCUCUUCCCUCCCAGUAACUCUCUGCUAAAACAUGCUCAGCGUUUCAUUGAGACACGCAAACAAGAGCCACUUGCCCUAGACUGCCUCCAGAGAUUGCAGGGGGCUCGGAGAAUGGAACCCAGGAAGCUUCCACCUCACCAUGUAGAAGUAGAUGCAAUUCAGCAGAACAGCACCCAGAUCUUCCAUAAAAUGUACUUCCCGAAUGACACUCACGAGAUUUUUGAGGUGGCAACCAACACCAGGAUAAAGGACCUGGUCCAGACCAUUGCCAAGAAACUCAUGUUGGUCUCAGCUGAUGGGUUUAGCCUCUUUGUGAAAACUCCAGAUAAGGUUCUGAGUUUGAAUGAAACUGACUACUUCUUUGACAGCCUGAGACAGAUUACUGAUUGGUCCAAGAGAGCAAAGAGAGUGAAUCAGAGUGGUCCGGUGAACAUUUCUUACUUGGUGUUCUUUAUGAGAAAACUAUGGUUCAACAUAAGCCCUGGGAGAGACGUGGAGGCUGAUCUCAUCUUCCAUUACCCACAGGAGUUGCCCAAGUACCUGCGAGGUUAUCAUCGUUGCACGAAAGAAGACAUGGUGCAGCUCGGUGCUCUGCUCUUCAGAGUGAAGGUGGACAGUGAUAAAACUCAGUUUCCCAUGAUUCCUAAGAUGCUGAAAGACCUGGUUCCUAAUGACCAGCUUAAAACUAUGUCUGCUGAUGAAUGGAAGAAGAACAUUUUUGCGGAGUACAACAAACAGGCAGGGAUGACAGUGGAACAGGCCAUGGUUGGCUUUCUAAAGAUUGUCUAUAAAUGGCCCACAUUUGGCUGUGCCUUUUUUGAUGUGAAACAAACAUCAGAGCCCAAUUUUCCUGACAUUGUGAGGAUUGCCAUCAGCAAACAGGGUGUCACAAUCAUCCAUCCCAAAACAAAGGACAUCUUGGCAGUGCAUCCAUAUAACAAGAUUGCAAACUGGUGCAGUGGAAGCACAUACUUUCACAUGACUGUAGGAAAUCUGGUCAAAGGGAACAAAAUCCUAUGUGAAACCUCCCUGGGCUAUAAAAUGGACGACCUGCUGACUUCUUAUGUCAACAUGUAUCUUAGUGACAGGAGAGGACCAAGAAGAAAUCAACAUUAUGACUAAAGAUAAUAGACCAGCAAUAAGAAGUUUUCUCUGUCUUUCAUAUGGCAUACACUCACAUAAAUGCUUAAAAAAAAAAAAAAAAAUGGAGAUAAUGAGAGAAACUCUUUUUUUGAAAAAAGUUUGGAGAGAAAACAAAUCAUGUUCUUUUAUAAUAUAGCCAUCAUUUAUGUUCUUAUUUUGUUUUGGGUCUCUAUGAUGUGAUAUGCCAUAAUAUCUUGCAAGAUGGGUGAUCCAAAGGAUUGCAUUAGUACUAAAUGAUGUAUCUAUUGCCUCUAAGAUCCACGUUAUACUCUCAAUUUAAAGUUUCUCUGAAUAUAGUUUUGUUGCCAGAUAAUGAUCCUGCAAUGGCUUUCUCCUUUUCUCCCUGCUCACUGUAAAGACUGUCAUUACAAUUUUGUUUUAGUUUACUGGUUAAAAGUGCACUCUGUAAUGUUGUACAUUAUGUUGUGUUGGCAGUUGUCUUGAACAUUUACUGACACCUGGUGUUGUGGAUGCAGCAUCAUA
Molecule: messenger RNA, 9715 nt
Organism: Myxocyprinus asiaticus (Chinese sucker)
Lineage: Eukaryota; Metazoa; Chordata; Actinopteri; Cypriniformes; Catostomidae
Product: unconventional myosin-VIIb-like
Exons: 47
Coding region: 2570-9211 (2213 amino acids)
Cellular component (GO): myosin complex; cytoskeleton
Molecular function (GO): ATP binding; protein binding; cytoskeletal motor activity
Source: RefSeq, a predicted model, not a curated record